This is a messenger RNA of Rhipicephalus sanguineus (brown dog tick), 10904 nucleotides long. RefSeq names its product protein furry-like (gene fry). Gene Ontology annotation, biological process: cell morphogenesis; neuron projection development. NCBI's taxonomy places the organism in Eukaryota, Metazoa, Arthropoda, Arachnida, Ixodida, Ixodidae. The record is from RefSeq and is a predicted model, not a curated record. Gene Ontology annotation, cellular component: cell cortex; site of polarized growth.
UGGUUUUUUGCAAGUUUUGGUUUUGUUGUUCGGUUGAGUCAAUGUGAAGUUUGUUGUGUGGGCCCUGCAGAUGCAUAUCGGUCACCUGUAAGUGACUGCUUUCCACCUUUGCAAGUGUAUCGCACGCCUCGCAGAUUACUCGCGAUGCUUUCGACCUCGCGCGAUAGCAACGGAAACAUGGCCUGAUCGUCCGGACGGAAUCAGUGUUUGCGUUGUUGAUAUGGUGCCGCAGUGCGCACGGACUACGGGCACUGCAGUUUAGCCAGUAGUGAUGUAGACUCGCGAUUCCCACCGCAGCCAUGGCAUCGCAGAACAAUCCCGAGGCCAAAAACUGGUCUAACCCCGCCAGCGGCGGCACUAACAACAACAACGUAAGCCAAUCUGCAUUAGUUCUUCCGUGGGGCGCUCGCAAGGAGCGACAGCCAUUUCCCCCGGGAAUACACUUCGAUACCGAUGUCAAACCGGGCGAAUUCGUGUUGCGCGUGCUCUUCGCAGAGUUUACGCUGCAAGCGGAGAAGAAAAUUCGCACGGUGCUCGCUGAGCCACUGGAGCGACCAGUUUCAAAGUCAUUGCAACGGGGCGAGGAUGCCGUGUUCGAUCAGCUACUGUCCGCGUUCGGUUCGGUGGCCGAGCACUGCCUGCCGUCGCUACUGCGCACCCUGUUUGCAUGGUAUGACCGGCAAACGGUGGAGACCGUCGACAUGCAGAGGCCGCGCGCGGACUCGCGGGCCAAGAGCGAGACUGAACCCCGCAGCGACCGCGACUACUUGCACGAGCGCAGGGAUCUCGCGAUCGAGUUCAUCUUCUGCCUGGUGCUCAUCGAAGUGCUCAAGCAGCUGCCUCUGCACCCGGGGCACGAAGAUCUGGUCAGUCACAUCGAAUCGCUGGCCUUCAAGCACUUUCGCUACCGCGAAAGCUCCCAGACAGGCCCCAACGCCCAGAACUUCAACAUUGUAGCAGACUUGUACGCCGAGGUAGUGGCUGUGCUGGCGCAGUCGCGAUUCCAAUCGGUGCGCAAGCGUUUCAUGGCCGAGCUGAAGGAGCUUCGCGCCAAGGAGCCGAGCCCUCACACGACACAGAGCAUCAUCAGCUUACUCAUGGGCAUGAAAUUCUUCCGCGUUAAGAUGGCACCCAUAGAGGAGUUCGAAGCUUCGUUCCAGUUCAUGCAAGAAUGUGCCAGUUACUUCCUCGAAGCCAAGGACAAGGACGUCAAACAUGCUCUUGCUGGCCUUUUCGUCGAGAUUCUUGUUCCUGUUGCUGCGACUGUCAAGACUGAAGUGAACGUACCAUGUUUAAAAAACUUUGUCGAAAUGCUGUAUUCAACCCUUGACUUGUGUACCAAGAAGAAGCACAGCCUGGCACUGUUCCCACUGGUGACGUGCUUGCUUUGUGUGAGCCAGAAACUCUUUUUUCAGAACUGGCACUGCUUUCUAGCAAUGUGUCUGUCUCACCUCAAGCACCGUGAUCCGAAAAUGUGUCGUGUGGCACUGGAGUCGCUAUACCGACUGCUUUGGGUAUACAUGAUUCGUGUAAAAUGUGAGAGCAACACAGCUACGCAGACUAGGCUUCAGAGCAUCGUUAACUCGCUUUUUCCCAAGGGAUCCAAAGCGGUUGUGCCGCGGGACACCCCAUUGAACAUCUUUGUUAAGAUCAUCCAGUUUAUAGCGCAGGAGCGCCUUGACUUUGCCAUGAAGGAAAUUGUCUUUGAUCUGCUCUCUGUUGGCAGGCCAAUCAAGAUCAUCCUUACUCCAGAGAGAAUGAGCAUUGGUUUGCGGGCUUUCCUCGUCGUCGCUGACAGCCUGCAACAAAAAGAGGGCUGCCCACCAAUGCCUCGAACUGUUGGCGUUCUUCCAUCAGGAAACACCCUCAGAGUCAAAAAGACUUUUAUUAACAAAGUGCUUACAGAGGACACUGCCAAGAGCAUUGGCAUGUCUCAGUACUACUACUACGUUCGAAAGGCUUUCGAUGACAUCCUCAAAGCACUUGAUGUCCAGUUUGGUCGACCUCUGAUGAUGACUACAACACAAAAUGCCAACAAGGAACCAGAUGACAUGAUAACAGGGGAACGGAAGCCCAAGAUUGACCUUUUUCGCACCUGUGUUGCUGCAGUGCCGCGACUAAUUCCCGAUGGAAUGCGAAGGCAAGACCUAGUGGAGAUGCUGUCAAGGUUGACAGUCCACAUGGAUGAAGAACUGCGUGGUUUGGCGUUUCAGGCUCUGCAGAACAUGGUGUUGGACUUUCCGGAAUGGAGAGAGGAUGUCAUCCAAGGUUUCAUUCAGUUUAUUCUUCAAGAAGUCAAUGACACAUUUCCACAACUGCUAGACAAUGCCUUGCGCGUGCUGCUACAAUUCUUGACCACGUGGAAGAAUGCUCUGAAUGGGUGUGGUGUCAAGAAAGAGGUGUCGGAGAUACGGAUUGAACAGAUGACAAGUGCCUUGCAUCUUGUUGAGGGUGUGGCUUUGGUAAUGCUCUGCAACUGUAGGUUGUCUACGCGGCGUCUUGCAGCUCACAUCCUCAAGGAGACCAAGGUUGUAAUGAAGCUGCAGCUGCCACCACGUGCAGAAGAGCCCGUUGUGGAUGUCAUUGACCGAGCUUGCCCAGUUGCCAUCGAAAAGUGUCUGCCCUACCUCCCCGCUUCAGAGAAGUCGGCAGUCCUGUCUGCACCAGUUGUGGAUCUCCAGUGGCUUGCCGAGCGAUCCAGCUCGGCCUGGACCACAGGCAGCCCCGAAGGCAGUACAGAAGGCUCCAACAGAAGUCCCUUGGAUGUUCUUGACUUGUCUUGCAUGGAUGCCUGGUGUGCCUGCCUCAUGAGUUUCAUCCACCAGGACUAUGUUCUGAAACAUUGUCCUACUGCUGUAACACAGUCAUGGCCAAUUGUGACCUCACGGAUCACUUGCCUCUUCACUCACAUCGAACUGAAUCCAGUAAAUGAUAACCGUGCCUCUCUUCUUCGUACCACAACUGUCAAGAAGGCACCCACAGAAAGGGAUGUGUAUCUCAGCUUAUGGAGAAACUAUCUCCUUUAUGCCUGCCGCGUUGCACCUUCCAACAGCAACAUCACUGUGCGCUAUCUCUCGCCUGACCUGAGCUUCAGCUCUUCUCCAGAGAACAUGUCUUCUGACCGGGCUGAACAUAGGUUUACAGGCAUCAGCAACAGUGGAAUAAGUGCUACUACAUUGUUUAAGCAGAUUGUGCCCCUUUUGAGGAGUGAGCAGAUGGAUCUGAGAGGAGCCGUCGUCCUUGGGUUGUCACAUGUCAACAGCCUUGCACUCAAAGACUUGAUGGAAGAACUGGUUGGCUACAUACGAGAAGCCAUUGACAGGAAGCAGGAGAAUGUACGUCGCCGAAGACGACGUGAUAUACUUCGGCUGCAGCUCACACGACUGAUGGAAUCGGUUGCCGAGCACGGCACCUUUGGAGUGAGCUCUUGCAUUCUAGAUCGUGAUGCUGGCACACUCAACACAUCUUUUGUUGAGUACAUUGAUGGGGCACGACUCUUUCUCGAAAGUGAGAACGACAAGGACGUGCCUGAAAUCGUGCAGGAGAUCAAGCUUCACUUCUGCAACUUUGUCCACAAGCUGAUCAAGAGCUUUUCCUUGGAGAAUCACACUCACCUCCUGGGCCAUGACCUAAGGCGCAACCUCUUUUAUCUCUUCGCCACGUGGAGCGGAAAUCUCGGCGUCCCCUUCGGCGUUGUGGAGAAGCGAAAUUCAGCCGACGAGAGCCUCACCGAAUUGGAGUCCUCGGCACUCCAGGCAACGUCCUCUGUUCUUUGCUGUGGGCCGUGCAUGGAUCCACCUGGUCUGAAUGAAGAGAGCGUCAUCUACCAUUGGUUGGACAGCCUGCUUAGAUCCAAGGAUGAGAAGCUAUACCAUCUGGCUCAAGAGACAGUUGUCCUGUUGCUUGACUUCAAUCAGGAUGCGGGCAUGCUGUUAGACUGGCUUGUAGACCGAUGCUACACUGGGGAACCUCAGCUCGCAGACGGGUGUUUUACGGCGCUUGCAACGGUGUUUAGCGUACGUGAAUACCCAUGCGAUCACUACAUGUCCAUCAUCUGUGUUACGCUUCUGAAUGCUGGCUGCCCAAGGGCAACCAUUCAGGAGAUGGCAUUGCAGCUGCUGCACAUUCUUGACCACCGCUUCUUUCACUCCAAGUCGGCGCUCACCAUAGAGGAUGAUCAGCUGGACAGCAUACAACUGCGUCACCGUUCCCUCUCUGGUGACGGUCUCAUCAUAGCUGGCUACCCUUGCUCCCAGGAAGAGCUGUGCCGUCAGAUGGCUCAGGUGCAUCCUGAGCUGACCAUGCGGCUCUUCUCGGAGGUGACAGGACGGUUCCAGACGGCACGGCCAGAAGUGCGCCAGAAUUUGCUUCGAUGCCUGCUGCCCUGGCUGGGGAACAUGCACCUCGUUGAUCCACACUUGACCCCUGGCCAUCCUCAGGAGCUUGAGACUUUGGCACCAGGCGAACGUCGAGAAGGAUGGGGAUCUGCUGAAGCCACAGAAAUGGUGCUCAACAACUUGUUCUACCUGACAGCAAAGUUUGGAGACCAGCACCCCAAGGAGAUGGAAGAACUCUGGGCCCUGCUGUGUCGCAGUGGGGCCUCCAAUCUGCGGGUGAUCGUGCGAUACCUGCUGAUCGUGGCUGGUUUGGCCCCCGGAGAGCUUCUCCCGUCAGCCAAGCGCGUGGCACUACACAUGGGGCGUGCCUGCCCUGAUCGGCUGCUGGAUGCCCUGCUUGCUGAGAUGCAGCUGGCCGAGACGCUGGGCUUCUCGGUCGAACGGACCGAGACGCCACCAUUCUUUCGCCUCACCAGUGCCCGCAAAGGCAGCAGCAGCCACUCAGAUGAUGGCAACCAGGCCCCAGAUGUUGCCCAGGAACGUGGCACCCUACACACCAAGAGACGCAGCACGGAGGACGGGUCAAACGAGUGUCGAGGUGGUUCUCUGCGGAGUAACUCUAGCGAACGGUCGCGACAAGAUCGCUCGAUGCUGCUGUCUACUGACGAGCCCAGGGACUCCCAGCCAGAUGAGGAGCCAGAAGUGCUGGACAACUUUGCCUUACUGCGUCGGGCUGCUGAACAAGAAGCAAAGCCAGAGACGCCUCAGCCACAUCCCUUGCCAAUGCCAGAGUAUGGUGGUUACUAUGCACCAUUGUCCGAGUUCCUUCCCGAAAGCUCACUGCCUGUGGUAGGCUUUCACAGGUGUAACCUGGCAGUCAUGUUGCUCACCGACGUGGUGGUGAGCGGUGUGCCUCUGGAUUGGGGACCUCACCUGCCCAUGCUACUCCACGUGCUCUUCCUCGGCCUCGAUCAUGCUCGGCCGCUUGUGCACGAACACUGCUCUCGCCUCUUGCUCAAUUUGCUCGUUGUUGUGGCUCAGCACAGGGACCACUUGGGAAUAGCACGCAUCCUUCUCGACAACCGUGUUCAACAACUGGGUUACGGAAUACAUUCCCAGCCACGCAUGCUCUCCACUAUCAAUUUUACAGAGCCAGUGUCGCUGAUUGACGCCACGACGUCUGCUCAACCCACUCAAGCAGCUGUGACCACAUCAGUGCUCGACCAGUCGUUGGCCAAUCAGUGCAACACAAAUACCUCAUCGUCAGCAGCAACAACUAUGACAACAACAGUUACAACAACCACGGGAUGCCAAACCAAUAUGCAGUCUAGCACCAACCAGCCAAAUUCCGAGUCUACAGUACGAAUUAAGCUGGGAGGCACAGACAUAGAACAAGAUUUUUGUUGUUCACGACCCAUUGAAAGAACGAUCAAGGCGCUCAUCGACUUCCUCGCUUCCAAGAAAGACUCGGCUUUAUGGGCUUAUGAGGACAUCACGGCGAAAGUGUGGUCCGUGAAAAGUGCGGAGCAGUUGAGCACAUUUGUUCAUCACGUGGUGACUGUCUUCACAGACUCGCUUCCACAGGCUCACAUUGAGCAGCGGUGGGCACAAGUUGCCCUCCAGCUGGCACUCUCGUGCUCGUCGCGUCACUAUGCAGGCCGUUCGCUGCAGAUAUUUCGUGCACUGCGUGUGCCGAUAACGACGCGCAUGCUGGUCGACAUCUUGUCGCGCCUCGUUGAAACUGUCACCGAACAGGGAGAAGACAUGCAGGGCUACGUGACGGAGCUAAUGCUUACGCUCGAGGAAGGUGUCGACUCUCUCGACACGAACCUCAGGAUUGAUGACUUGAUGAGAGAGAUAUUUCAGUCGGCACCAAACAUCGCUGGCAAAGAUAACCGAAGGAGUGCCCCGCCACCCUUGGACUCACCGGUUGGAACCCCGUUUGUUUCUCACAUGCGCAGCACUUCGUACUCGGUCUCCUAUUCCGGCAAAAAGCUGCCCGAAAGUCCAACAUCCGACUGCCGUGAGUCCAGGUCGAGGGCUUACACCGAUGACGAGGCAAGGUUGCGUGGCAACAGCCUCGGACGUUCUCGCAGUGCUCUCUCGCUGAAGACGGCUGACGAACAGUACACACAAGAAGAUAGGAUGACCCUGUUGGCACAGUUCUUUUGGAUUGCUGUGUCCUUGCUCGAUUCUGACUACGAGCACGAGUUCCUACUCGCCCUGCGAUUGUUGGAAAAGGUGCUUAGCAAGCAACCACUGGAGAAUGCAGACUUCCUUGAAAAAGUGGACAAGAUACAGCACCAGAUGAAGUGGCCUGGCUUUCCUGGGCUGCACGCUUUGCUGCUGAAGGGUUGCACCAGCCCGGCCGCAUUUGACCAGACCAUCAACAUCCUUUGCCAGCUGACCCAUCACCUAGAUGUGCCAGUCGUUGACCCUACAGAAUCGCUGGCUUUCCCAUUUCACGUAAUGGCACUGCUGCCAUACCUGCUCUUCAACUUUGAUGACCCUGCUCCGCUGUGCGUUCGUGCGGCAAAGGCAAUCGCCCAUGUGUGCAUGGAGCGAUCACAAAAGCUGGAGAACCUUGCCACAGUGAUGACUCUUUACAGUCAGCACUCAUUCAGCAAAGAGAAUCUGCAGUGGACCAAGUGUGUGGUCAAGUACCUCUACGAUGCCUACUCUCACGUAUUCAUUGGUAUCGUCUCUUUUCUUGUUGAGACAGUGGAGAAAGGACCUCCCUCGUUGAUGCAGCAUAUGCUGAACGUCCUCUACUGUAUUCUUCUCUACAUGGACAUCCAAAGUGCAGCACAGACAAUCAAUGCUGACCUGCUGCGAGCCAUUGCUCGUCACGUGGAGGGCUCUCACUGGAAGGACGUGUUGAAGAUCUUGAAGCACGUUGUGGCUCGAUCGUCCAGCUUGGCUGCACCACCUUCAUCAGUUCCUGCGUCCCUUUCGGGUGUAACCACAGCCGAUUGCAUUAGUAUUGCCUCCAGCACUUCGUUUGCAGACUCGGAGUUUUCUGCCAAACGAGAGCUGCCUGGUCGCACUAUUGAGUUUACGUUUGACCUUUCCAUAACUCCCGUCGUAGGCCUAAACCCAGACACCAAAGAGGAGACAAACGAGACCAAAGAAGAGAAAAGUUCCCCAAGGCGCAGCCUGUCACACAACCACUCCUUUAGCGAGAAUGGCUCCCUCGGGGGCUGGAGGCGCCCGUGGCUGUCACAAGGACGAACUCGCGAGCAUCUCAUCAGCCUGUUGACGGCCUGUGGCCAACGUGUCGGGCUUCCUAAGAGCCCCUCUGUGAUUUUCAGCCAGACCAGCGAUGUGGCCGAGCGUCAAUCCUCCAUGUGCAGCAGCACGGAGGAGGUGUCCGCCACCAACAAUGAUGUCUCUGCUGACAGCAAGCUAGAUGACGGCACGCACAGUGACCAGCAGUUUGGCAUCUUCAAGGACUUUGACUUCCUUGAGUAUGAGCUUGAAAGUCAGGAAGGCGAAAGCAUGGACAACUUCAACUGGGGAGUACGGCGCCGGUCGCCCCCCAAUUUCGAGGUGCAGUGCCCAGGUGUGGUCCAGCCCUCCGGAUCCGACUCCAGCAUCACCGUGCGCUACAGCAUCACCACACCGCGGCGGGAAGAGUCGUCCGACGACGAUGCUGGCAGCGUUUCACCCCUUUACGAUCAUUCAGAGCUGCCAAGCUGCACCAGCAGCCUCGUGUUCCCUGCGAUCUCACUGCCUCUCAAAGGCAGCUUUCGCAGACCUGGAAGCCCCGUGUCUGGAUCAUCGCAGAGCUUUGUCAGCGAUGGCGACCUCACCCUUAGCAACACUUCACCAAGCUUCUCGCCACUGACUGCGACUGCACCGCCGCUUGAUGAUGCGGAAGAUGCCUGGAGAGCCAGCCUACACCGCUUGAUGGCUGCUUCUCCGGAGGACACCAGCUCCAUCUACCAGACGCUGGGGCGCCUGCUACGAGAGUCAUUCCGCAAAGUCUCGCGCAUGACACGAGAGUGCUGUCAGCUGCUCUCGGGCACCGACUGCCUCCGCCGUGUGACUGCCCUGUUUCUCAACAUGCUUGAUGUGCUGGCCACUCAAGCAGAGCUGCCCUUCGUCUACGUGGACCCGCAAGUGACUUCCAUUGGACGUGGAGGAGCAGUGACAGAGCGUCUGCGCUGCCUGGUGCUGGAGGAGCAGGAGCACUGGGAGACGUUCUUGGAGAAGCGGGAGCAUCUGGCUGAGGCAGCGGACGCUGUGCGCUCAGGUGCCAAGCUGGAGGCCCUUGGUGAAGCACUCUCCCAAGAACUCCUCCUGGAGCAGCGCCUUGACCUUUGCCGUGCACUCUACCGACUACACUUUCAGGUCCUGCUGCUGCUCGAAGGCUAUCGGCGCCUGCUCGAGCAACUGGGCUGGGCUGCGCCUCAGUGGCAGUUGGCUGACCUGUCCCAGGAGCUGACGGCCGUGCGCAGCGAGGUGCUGCGCUCCAUCGAGGACACUGAGAGCGAACGACUGUCACCACCACCUCCUGAGGGCGCCGAAUCUGCCGACCCCGAGGACACCCUGGCUGCACUGCUGAAUGAGAGGCGGUGGGCCGAAGUAGCCAGGCACCUACACGGGCAACACAGUCCUGGAGAGGACGAAGAUCUAGAGGCCGUGCUUGCUGCCUACUGCCAGCACCUCAGCCAGCAGCGAGCGGGCAUGCCACCAUUUUUCGCCAUGACCCACCCCGAUCCAGAUUUGGCGGUGGUCGGACAGCGGCUACGAGAGCUCAGCUUACAGCUGUCCUCUGCACUGCAUGCCUUAGAUAUCACAGCUGUGUCAGGUGCCAUGGUCGCAUCACCGGACCACACCUGCAUUUUUGACUCAUCGCUGUUCCGCAAGUCAGACUGCUGAAGAUUUCAGCCACGGAACGGCAUGUAUAGGUCACUGCGGCUUUGGCCCAUUGCACUGCCAUCUGAAUGUUGUUGACCUGUCAGUAGGGGCAGACUGGAAUCGUUGCAUGCAGUGGUGUCAAAACGGUGCCGUUGUGUUUUGCCAUGUGCAUCUGACUGUCUUGAACUUUUCAAACUGGCCCUCAGCACUGGGCAUGAAUAUAUGCACAGUGGCCAUAUUUUUAAGCUGGUCCAUUGAUCAAACAUUGUUGUGCUUGCUAGUGUUUGAAAGUUGCUUAAUUUUUUUGGGCCUCAUCCUUCAUUUUAUUCUGCUCUUUUCAUUGGCAUUCACUUGUACGAAUUUUUUUCCCUUCACUUGUGUUGAAGAGGGUUCUGACAUCAUAGCACGAUCAUUUGUGUUUCUGACUUCUGUUGUAGAAUUUACUACUCCAAGAAAGGUGCUUUUGCAUUGCCCUCAAAGGAAAAUGCAUAUACUGACCAAAAAGUAAGAAAACACAUGUUGUAUUUACUUGCAUAAUGAUCACACCCCUGAGUUUUGUCAUGAAAAUUUUAUUUUUAUUUUCUCAUGCGUAAUGAUUGCACCCCAAACUAACUGUCACAGCCAGUAGCGAGGGCAAUUUCCAUUCAACAGUCAUGUGAAUGUGGAAAUGCUAGAACACUGUGUUCUAGUUACUCCCAAUUUAUUCAUAGGUCAUCUGUCUACGUUAAUAAAGAUGGAAAUGGCACUGCACAGCGGCAUACAUCUUUGGCAGCUUCUGUAUCAACUGUCAGGAAAUGUUCCUUUUAGUAAAAGUGCAGCAUUUUUACUGCGGCAGCCUCCAAAGUAGGGGCUGUUUGGAAGGUUCCAGUGAAUCUUCAUCCGUGAAUGAAAAUGUUGCAAUGUUACUGCAACUUGUCUACUUCAUCAGAACAUCUCUGCAUUCCUUAAAAAUCGUGGUAAUUCAUAGUUCAGUUUUCCAUUUUUCAUUUGCAGUUCGUGUAGAACCAAAACCUAAAUGAUAGCCACGUAUGGAAAAAUAGCUGCAGAGCAGAGAGAUCAAGUCAGCUCAGAACUGUAAAAAAAUAAUUAAUGUUCACUUUCAUAAAAUCUGACCAUUCCCGACGAGAGGAGUCUUUGUUAGUGCAUAUAUUUGAAAAGUGAAAAAGAGGUGGGGCUGUGUGCCAGUAUACUUGCAUUUGAUACUUUAAUAUACAAGCAAGCUCCCCGGCAGGUUCGGUGGCCAACGAAGGCAGCAAGCUUAUCUUAAUGUCAGAUUGCUAGUAGAACACUAGUAGUGCAAUCUUCUGUGUGUAUGUGUGCGUGCAACCUCUGCAGGGUACCCUUAUAUGCCACUUGUCUGUAGCCUUUAGUCAUUAGAUCUCACCAAUAGGACCUUUAGUCCCUAUCCGUCUCUGAAAAUGAGUGUGUCCAGUAAACGUUAGUCAUACUUUUGGUUCCUCAAGGGUGGUUAUGCUCACACCUACAUUCACCAAACAGGCUGUAACUGACACUCUUAUACGAAAGUGACACGUGACCUGACUUGGUGAAGCACCGUUUCACCUUUCACGAUGAUGAGAAUGAAUGCCUAAUGUAUGUCUGUGUGAGUGUACGAACGGUGGAAUUAAAUGUUGUCAUGUAAAUCUUUUGCAUAGCAGCACAUGUCUGUGUACGUGUUUUUGAAUUAAAAUAUGCCACUUAUAUGAA